AGGUCGCUGUGUUCGUCGACCUUUCUUUGACUUUGUCGAGUCGAGGCAUAACAACGAUCAAAGAUACUCGAAGGUAGCGGACAGUUUUAUUGGUUUUACGCGGCACGUUACACAAAGUGCGUUCAAGUCCGAUAACGGUAUUAAUAUAUCACCAUUUAUACGUCAAAUUAUAUCGAGAUCGAUACAUUCAACAUCCAGAACCAUGGCGCUAAACAAGCUUAGCAUUGAUAAAGUGGACCUUACGGACAAACGUGUUCUCAUACGAGUGGAUUUCAAUGUGCCGUUGAAGGAAGGAAAAAUUACGAACAAUCAGAGAAUCGUCGCUGCUUUGGACACGGUCAAGUAUGCUCUCGAGAAAAAGGCAAAGUCUGUUGUUUUAAUGUCACAUUUGGGCCGUCCUGAUGGAAACCCUAACACGAAAUAUACUCUAAAACCAGUUGCCGAUGAGCUAAAGUCUUUACUUGGAAAGGAGAUUUUAUUUUUGAGCGACUGUGUUGGACCAGAAGUUGAAGCUGCCUGUGCCAAUCCAGCACCGGGAACUAUCAUUUUACUUGAAAACUUAAGAUUCCACAUUGAGGAAGAGGGUAAGGGUGUAGGAGCAGAUGGAAGUAAGGUAAAAGCAGAUAAAGACAAAGUGGCAGCAUUUAGGGCAUCCCUCAGGAAAUUGGGCGAUGUUUAUAUCAAUGAUGCCUUUGGCACGGCUCAUCGUGCUCACAGUUCCAUGCUUGGCGAAGGUUUUGACACGAGAGCUAGCGGUUUCCUCUUGAAAAAAGAAUUGGAAUAUUUUGCCAAAGCUUUGGACAAUCCAACAAGACCUUUCCUGGCAAUAUUAGGAGGUGCCAAGGUCGCGGAUAAAAUACAAUUGAUUAAUAAUCUGCUAGAUAAGGUUAACGAAAUGAUCAUAGGUGGUGGAAUGGCCUACACAUUUUUAAAAGUAUCAAAAAAUAUGAAGAUCGGUAAUUCGUUAUUUGACGAAGAGGGUGCAAAAAUCGUAAAUGAUUUAUUGGCCAAAGCUGAAAAGAAUAAAGUACAGAUACACUUACCGGUCGAUUUCGUUACCGCGGAUAAGUUUGCGGAAAAUGCGGCUGUUGGCUCGGCGGAUGUAGAGAGUGGUAUCCCUGAUGGCUGGAUGGGUCUUGAUGUAGGACCAAAGUCAAGAGAAUUGUUUAGCGAACCUAUUAAGAGAGCCAAAACAAUCGUGUGGAAUGGUCCUGCUGGAGUUUUCGAAUUCGAAAACUUCAGUAAGGGUACGAAAGGUCUGAUGGAUAAUGUCGUUGAAGCGACAUCAAAAGGUAGUAUUACUAUAAUUGGAGGUGGGGACACUGCCACUUGUGCUGCUAAGUGGAAAACGGAAGAUAAAGUAAGUCAUGUAAGCACUGGCGGUGGUGCAAGUUUAGAACUUCUCGAAGGAAAGGUUUUGCCGGGAGUUGCAGCUCUUUCCCCCGCGUAAAUUUCAAUCCAAUUAGUGCUAUUUACGAUAUUUAUAGGCCUUAGUUAACAUCGGUGUUCAAUGAAACAAAGUGUUUCAUUCUUGUUCCUUCGAUAACAAGAGUAUUAUUGUUUCAAUUUACGUUCGUGUAAAAAUAUCUCCAUUCGAAGUGACUUUCGUUGGAAACCUAGAUGGAAAUUUUCUGUAUAUUUAUGAGAAAAUGUAUCUAUUCCUAUUGAAAUGAUGAUCGGUAUUAAGUACGAUGUUUCGGUAUCCUAAGAUACUCAGAAAGAAAAAAAACAUUAUAUGUAAAAUUAUUGCAAAAAUAUCGUUUAAAGCAGACAAAUGUAUUAAUAUGUAAUAAAUGUAAAACAUUCACGUACGUACAUACUUCCGUAUGCACGCGUGUAUGCAUUCCUGUCUGGACA
Messenger RNA from Osmia lignaria (orchard mason bee), 1857 nucleotides. RefSeq names its product phosphoglycerate kinase (gene Pgk). Gene Ontology annotation, biological process: glycolytic process; gluconeogenesis. Gene Ontology annotation, cellular component: cytosol. NCBI's taxonomy places the organism in Eukaryota, Metazoa, Arthropoda, Insecta, Hymenoptera, Megachilidae. Gene Ontology annotation, molecular function: ADP binding; ATP binding; phosphoglycerate kinase activity. The record is from RefSeq and is a predicted model, not a curated record.